UUGAGAUUUGAAGAUUAUUUUUGUUCUUUUUUUUUAAGUAGAAUUAAUUCAGUAUUGCAAAUUAUUCGACUCGUUUUGUUGACUAUAUUAUUAAUUUGUAUUAUAUAAUUUGUAUAUAAUUAUUUGCGGAAAUUCGUUUUUUCUUUAAAAUUGAUUUUAAAUUUUCAAUAAAAAAUAAUUUGUGAAAUAAAAGAAUAUCAAAAAUAUCAAGAAUAUUUUAUUUUUCAAUUUCAAAAGAAAAAACACAAAAACAAAGUAAUUUAUCAAAUAAGAUAAAUAAAUAUGAUGUAUAACAAACAUAAUUGUAUUGUAUGGAUAGAUACAGAAUUAACUGGACUUCAAGUAGAAACAGAUACAAUUUUAGAAAUUGCUUGUUUAAUAACUGAUGAAGAUUUAAAUAUAGUGAGUGAAGAAUUUAAUAUUGUAAUUAAUCAACCAGAUGUAGUUUUAGAACAUAUGAAUGAAUGGUGUAUGAAUUUUCAUACGAAAUCAGGUUUGAUACAAGAAUCAAAAUAUAGUAAAAUUACUUUAAAAGAUGCAGAAGAAAUGUUGCUUAAUUUCUUGAAAAAAUAUAUUCCUAGUCAAACUUGUCCUCUAGCUGGUAAUACAAUUUAUAUGGAUCGUUUAUUUUUACUUAAAUAUAUGCCAUUAGUCAAUGAUUAUUUACAUUAUAGAAUUAUUGAUGUUAGUACAAUUAAAGAAUUAGUCAGAAGAUGGAAUUUAAAUAAAAGUGAAUGUAUACCAAAAAAAUUUUUGCAUCAUAGAGCUCUACCUGAUAUUAAAGAAAGUAUAGAAGAAUUAAAAUAUUAUAAAAAAAAUAUAUUUAUGUCUUCUAUAUAAUGUAGUAAAUAAUUUGUCUCCUAUAAAUAAACUUUA
This is a messenger RNA of Apis laboriosa (Himalayan honeybee), 876 nucleotides long. RefSeq names its product probable oligoribonuclease. Gene Ontology annotation, molecular function: nucleic acid binding; 3'-5'-RNA exonuclease activity. The transcript has 5 exons. The record is from RefSeq and is a predicted model, not a curated record. The coding region runs from base 283 to 840 and encodes 185 amino acids. Gene Ontology annotation, cellular component: mitochondrion. NCBI's taxonomy places the organism in Eukaryota, Metazoa, Arthropoda, Insecta, Hymenoptera, Apidae.